AUGGAGCCAUGGCCUCCGAUCAGCAGUCGAUCACAGCCGAUCGACAACACAGCAACGAAUCUAGCAGGGAAUCAGACUACCGGCAACACAGCACCCUCUUCUUCUACGCUGGCGACCGGUUCCAAUCCCUCUGAGGUAACUUUCAAUCCUCAGACACAAUCAAACCCCUACUACCUGCACAUUAAUGAGAAUCCGGCCCUAGAGCUAGUUUCCUUCCCAAUGGAUGGCACAAAUUACCAUCAAUGGGCUAGAGCCAUGAGCAUGGCCUUGUCCUGCAAGAAUAAAGUAGCUUUCGUUAAUGGAGCAAUCACAAAGCCCUCCACAGAGAACCUAGAACGGUAUCUCGCCUGGGAGAGAUGCAAUGAUAUGGUUGUUUCUUGGAUUGUAUGCACAUUAUCUCCAACAAUUGGGCGUAGUGUGUUGUGGAUAGACACAGCCUAUGGGAUCUGGAAUGACAUGAAGAGGAGAUUCAUUAAACAGGAUCUGUUUAGGAUGGCAGAAAUUAAGUGUCAGAUCUACCAAACUAAGCAGGGAGAUAUUUCCUUAAAUGAGUAUUUUACUAAUCAGAAGUUUCUGUGGGAUGAAUUGGCCAUUCUCAGGCCUCCAAUGAGCUGUGCUUGUAUCACUAAAUGUGACUGUGGAAAGAAGAUAGAUGAUAUGAAUGAACAGGCUGAGAAAGACAAGCUGUCCAUCUUCCUAAUUGGACUUCAUGAGAAGUAUACAGGAGCCAGAAAUCAAAUAAUGCUAAUGAGGCCUCUACCAGAUGUUAAUGAGGCCUACUCUAUGAUUGCACAACAAGAGAGACAAUUUCAGAUGUUUGAUACUGGUUUUGGAAAUCAGCUGCACCAAACAGGUGAGAAUAAUGCCACAGGAAGUGUGUUCUUGGCCAAAACAGAUGGAAAUUUCCAACAAGGCUACAAGAAGCAUCUAGCUGCCAACAAAAAACCUGUGUGUACACAUUGUGGGUACACAGGUCAUACACAAGACAAAUGUUACAAGAAACAUGGUUAUCCACCCGGAUGGAAACCAAGGCCAAGGAACCUAGGCUCAGUAAAUCAAACCCAAGGUUCAUCAGCAGAACAACAGUCCAACAAUGAUGGCAGCGUGCCUUUUACUCAGAAUGACUUCAAGAACUUCUUGGAUUUCAUGCAGAACAAGAGAUCAGCAAGUGAGAGUCUGAGCUCACCCCUUGUUCAGCCCUCACAAGUCCAUGCCAACACUGUGUCAGCUGAUUUCUUGAAUGAAGGUAUGAUUCCUUCACUUAACUCUGUUAAAUGUGGUAAAAAUGAAUGGAUUGUGGAUAGUGGUGCUAGUCACUGA
Molecule: messenger RNA, 1320 nt
Organism: Ipomoea triloba (trilobed morning glory)
Lineage: Eukaryota; Viridiplantae; Streptophyta; Magnoliopsida; Solanales; Convolvulaceae
Exons: 1
Coding region: 1-1320 (439 amino acids)
Source: RefSeq, a predicted model, not a curated record